AUGAGUCUCUAUACCCCAGCUGAUGGCUUGUUUGGUACUCAUGUCACAUGGGAAGACGUUGAAGAGGACAUGCAGAGGGAAUUUGAUACGGAUGCUUUUUUCGGUCCCAAUAAGACUGCAAAGAGUAUAGGAGACGGUAAUGGUUUUUUGUCAAUGGUUGUUCUUAUUGAACCUGACUGGCAGAGCAAAGAUAAGGAACUUCCUGAGAGCUUCAUUAUCAAGAUAGUUUCCCAACUUCCUAUACAGAAAUUUGUUGAACAUAUCUCAAAAGAGAAGAAUAUUGAGAAUCGUUUUGGUUCACCGGAAUUUAUGGCUACUUUGGAUAAGACUCAGAAGAAGUUUCACAACAUGGAAGUGACCGUAUAUGAUCAUUUGAAGAAAAUUCCCAAAGGAGUGAUUCCAGUUGCAGAGGUUUGGUAUGCUAGAAGGUUCACAGAAAGUAAUCCUCUCAAAGGAUAUUUGAUAAUGGAGUAUUUAAACAAUAUAAAAGCUGUUCAUAUUUUCGAGAACGUUCCUCUUAAAUCCAUGGAACAGGUUUUGCGAGCUAAAGCAGCUCUAGAAGCUCUUUCCCUGAGGUUCACAUCGGAAGAGAAAAAGCAGUUUACAGCAAAUUUCACAGAAGUUUUUGCGGAUUUUUAUACAGAAGAGGCAGUGGAAGACGUCGUCAAAUAUUUUCGAGAUUUCGGAGAUAAAAAAUUCCAAGAGAAGAUAAACAAACUAGAAAAGGCUCUACCGAACUUACUCGAUUUUCCUGCAGUAGAACGGCUAGCUGAUGAGAUAGGAAUGCAACGUGUUCUAUGCCACGGAGAUCUAUGGUCAAUGAAUCUUCUUUGGAGGCCAUCUGGAGAUGAUUUGAACUUAGCUGCAAUGAUAGACUAUCAGCUUGCCCACAUGGGUUGUGCAGCAACUGAUCUCGUCCGGGUUUUCUCCGCUUGUCUAAGCGGAAAGGACAGACAAGAACAUUGGGAGAAGCUCCUCGAAGAAUUUUACGAAUAUCUAAGCGAAGAAGUCUCGGACACCAAAAUGCCUUACACUCUUGAGCAGCUCAAAGAAUCGUAUCGCCAGUCAUUUCCGCUAUGCGCCUUCUUGAUAGUCCCUAUGAUUGGGCCUAUGUUCGAAAUGCUGUGUAAAAAUUCCGAAGAUGAGAAGCAGAGAGAGUUCUUGGGAAUGGCAACGGAAAAAAGCGAAUGCCUUCUGGAUGAUAUUCUCUAUUUUCACGAACAAGCUCGAAACAAGAAGCAAGAAGAAGCUAGAAACUUUUCGAGAAAACGUCCUAUUUCAAAUCUCACGCACGAGCAACGCUCUGGUCUACGUGAGAUUCGUGAACUCUCAGCAUGUGGCAGUCACUGUCAGCGUUGUCGGGUUCUAUACUUACUGGUAAAAGCACAUAAGCUCUCCCCUUCUGCUCUCCUCUCAGAAGGGUAUUCAAGGUGGCGCUAG
Necator americanus (New World hookworm) is the source of this 1440-nucleotide messenger RNA. RefSeq lists its product as uncharacterized. The transcript has 14 exons. The record is from RefSeq and is a predicted model, not a curated record. NCBI's taxonomy places the organism in Eukaryota, Metazoa, Nematoda, Chromadorea, Rhabditida, Ancylostomatidae. The coding region runs from base 1 to 1440 and encodes 479 amino acids.